Messenger RNA from Parathielavia appendiculata, 2852 nucleotides. Its product is annotated as kinesin-domain-containing protein. The record is from RefSeq and is a predicted model, not a curated record. Gene Ontology annotation, molecular function: ATP binding; microtubule binding; plus-end-directed microtubule motor activity. NCBI's taxonomy places the organism in Eukaryota, Fungi, Ascomycota, Sordariomycetes, Sordariales, Chaetomiaceae. Gene Ontology annotation, biological process: microtubule-based movement. The transcript is spliced from 2 exons. Gene Ontology annotation, cellular component: microtubule; kinesin complex. The coding region runs from base 182 to 2515 and encodes 777 amino acids.
GAGAACCCAUAUUAAGCUCUUUUUCCCACAAACAGGACCCUUCCGCGUGUGCAGGGAUUAGCUUUCCUGUCUGUACCGCAAUUCCUGAAUGCAACACAGCUUCGCACAUCAGUUGGUUUCGUCCCUCCGCCCGUAUCCCUUGCUUUCCUCUCAUACACGCCUCUCGGCCGAUUGACCUGAGAUGUCUGUGCGUGUGGUUGCCAGAAUCCGUCCGCUGCUUGAAAAAGAGCUCGACAAGGAUAUCAUCGUGCACGCAGACCGCGUCGGCGACGGGAAGCCAUUGACCGUCGUCAAGAUCCCGAACCCCAAAAACGAGGCUGAAGAGUUCUCGUUUGCCUUCAACAGCGUCUACGAUCAGGCCACAACACAAGAAGACCUGUUCACCGCUGAAGUGGCCCCCCACGUGAAGGCGCUCUUCCAGGGCUUAGAUGUGACAAUCUUUGCCUAUGGCGUCACGGGUACCGGCAAAACACACACUAUGCGUGGCGGCCUGAGGCUUGCCGAGCGCGGCGUGAUUCCCAGGCUGCUGAGCAACGUCUUUCGCAGAGCCAAGAAGCUCAUGAAGGACACCAAUGGCUCGACAACAGUGGUCGUGGCCCUCUCAUACUACGAAAUCUACAACGACAAGGUCUACGACCUGCUGGAGCCACCAGAGAAACGGACAGCCGCGGGCCUUCCGCUUCGUGAAAAGGACGGGAGGACCAUCGUCGUCGGAUUAUCGGAGCGCUCAUGCGACGACCUUAAGGACUUCGAGAGGCUGUACAUCGAAGCAAACAAUAACCGCGUCACGGCUGCGACCAAGCUGAACGCCCACAGCAGCAGAAGCCACGCCAUCUUGCGUGUCAAGGUGACACAGACAACCGAGAACGCAGUGAAGGAGAGUACGGCGUCCGCCAUUGACUUGGCCGGCUCGGAAGACAACCGGCGAACCGAUAAUGGCAAGGAGAGGCUGGUCGAGUCGGCAGCCAUCAACAAGAGCCUUUUCGUGCUGAGCCAGUGCAUCGACGCCAUCUCGCGCGGUGACAAGCGCAUCCCGUACCGGGAGUCCAAGAUGACUCGUAUCCUGUCGCUCGGCCAAAACAACGGCAUCACCAUCAUGAUCCUCAACCUCGCGCCGAUCCGCAGCUACCACCUCGAUACGCUCAGCAGCCUGAAUGUCAGCUCUCGCGCCAAGCGCAUCGAGGUGCGCGAGAUCGAGAACGAAAUUGUGUACAAGCAACCUCCGCGCACCAAUUCCGGUCUGGGAGGUGCCAGCGUCCAGCGUCAACCCCUGCGGCCGCUAAACAGCGCCCACAACAUUCACACGGGCGCGCUGGCAGCCAAGGCGGCGGAGAAGGCUGAAAAGCCAGACAAGCCCGUCAAGGCAUUCAGCGUCUACACCGACAAGAAGCCCACCGUCGCGGCACGCCCCAUCGCCCCGGCGGCCAACAGCUCCCAACCGAGACAACCUCUCCAAAUCAAGCGGCCGUCCGAGGGUCAGGAGACGGCUCUCAUACGCCCAUCCAAGCUCGCUCGUCCGACCCAGUUCCCGGUGCCCCGCCCGACGCAACACACACUAUUAUCCCAACCCCAGCAACCACAGCAACCACAGCAACAAAUCACAAUCACGCCCUCCCAGAUCGAAGCAAUGGUCGAAAAGAAGGUAGCCGAGAUCCUUGCCUCCCGCGCAGCAGCCGAAGCCGUGUCCGCACCGCCCGCUGCGCAACCGUGCACAACAGACCUCAUACCUAAUAACAACACGCCGACCGCCGCGAAUGCAACCCAAAACGAAAUCAGCGAGGAAGUCAAGCGCCGUCUGGAAGCCCUUGAGCGGCGCAUCGACAACGAAUCCCGCAGCAACAACAACAAGGACAGCGACGAUGACGGUGGCCGGCGGGCAAACGGGCUGCGCCUGCUGCUCCAGGCGCGGCAGGCCAAGGAGCGCGGGGAUGACGAGGCGGCGCUGGGGUUGUAUGAGCGGGCCCUGGAGGUGUUUCCCGGACAGAGGAAGUUGCUGGGGAAGAUUGAGCGGUUGAGGGUUAAGCUUGGGAGGGCGGGACAAGUGGACAAGGCCAAUAAUAAGAAGGAGAGGAGUGAAGCGAGGAGUGGGACGGGGGUGGAGGACGAGGAGGAGGAUGGAGAGUAUCGGGAGGCGGAGGCUGAUGUUGAAGAAGACGAUAAUGAUAAUGGCAAGGGGAAGAUUGGGACGCCGGUUCGCGGCAAGGGUAGGAGGAACAAGGCUGCUGCUCAAAAGGUAGCCAAGAAUGUGGAUCCGGGUGUCGACUUUGACGACCCUGCUUCAUCACCGCGUACGAGGCAGCUGCUGGAGAUUGUCAACUCGCGGGAUUUGGCGCGGAUCAAGGGCCUCCAUGGCUUUGGGCCCAAGAAGGCGCAGGACUUGGUCGACUGUCUUGCUCUUAGGGGAAUCGGGGAGUCGGGGAGGGUCGAGUCGCUCGCUCAGCUACGGAUGCUUCCUGGAAUGGGGGGACGCGCGGUCGAGAGGGCGUACGAGGGAUUGGUUGUCGAAGGUGCGUGAAGAGUCUGUUGGUCUAGGUUGUUCGGUAAAUGUUGUCUGUACCUGGGUUUCCUGGUUUCUUCCCACAUCUCUCGUUCUUGCAAGGUUGGGGCGGCCCUGCCCGGUCCAGCAUCGGGCCAAUGCAUUGCUUGGAGUUUGUGGCUAGAGGUGUUGGUUUAGUAUAUAUGUUUUCGUUAAUUAGGGGUGGGUGUCGUUUCUAGCAUUGUUCAUCUGCCGUUGGAUGGAUGAGCAAACAUUCGUUAAUGUACUUAUUAGACUUGAAAUUCUGUUCAAAGUGGUCCAUCGGGAGUUAGGAUGAUAUAAAGAUACGGAUAACGUUGAUGUUAGUGAGUUUGGG